UUCGGCGCCCUCUCCACCGGUUGCGCGUUCUCCCUGUCGCCAGGGCUUAGGGAGCGGGUCCUUGUGGCGGAGAACGCGGGAGAGGCGAGAGUGUGGUGACGGAUACUCUCAACUAAAAUAGGGCGUGGAAGAAACUAAAGGAAGACUAGGAACCAAGAAACGAAAACGGGAAGGAAAAAGCAGUAUGGGGAACUCGGAAAAAUUAGUAAACGGAAGAUGUGCUUCACGAACGAUCAGGCGCUGCUCCUGCCGCCUAAGAAAAAAAUUCAUCUGAAACAGAGGAGCAGAGAUUUGAGUUGUCAUAAAAUGAGUGACUCCUGGCUUUCCCUACUCCAUUAAUCAGAGGCACAAAGAAAGUGUAGCUUCUGAGCUGAAUGAUGGCAAUGUUGCAGAGUAAAGAAGAACAUGGGAAGGGCUCAAAGAAAACCUUUGCCCCACCUGCACAAAAAAUGCAUAGCCUGAUGUGCUAUAGCCCUAACUCACAUAAGGAGGAGACCCUGGAGAUCAGUUCCUCAAAGGCCAGGUUAGAGAAGAAGGAAGAGAAAGCAACCACAGAAAACGGUCCAAGCAGUGGCAAGAGAAAAAAAGGAAAGGCUCAAGACAAGCAAGCAGAGAAGAAAGAAAAGGAAAAAUUGAGUCUCACCAAUGCAGAAUUUGAGGAGAUUGUCCAGAUUGUGCUACGGAAGUCCUUCCAGGAGUGCUUGGAGGCUUCCUGUGCCCAGCCCAUAAGACGUACCCAGUUAGAAAAGGAACCAGGAAUUGCUCCUUCUACUGAUAAUGAUAACGCUGAUGGAGAGAAGGUAAUGGUACCUCAUAUUCUAGAGAUUUCAGCCACUAAGGAAGCUGGAGUAACCUCUGUGAUAAAGACAUCUAAGCCAGGCCAGCCAGAUCCUGCACUGUCUGAGGAUAAAUUCAAUAGAUUCUCCGUAAGCAAAGGAAAGAAGAGAGCCUAUGAGAAAAUGGAGAAACCCCAAAAUGGAUGUGACCCCAGACAGAAAGCUCAACUGAAGAAAACAGUUCAAAAUCAUUCUCGGAUAAGAAACCAACAGAAAGGAGAAGGCAGUGGUUUUGGCCAGUGUCUUGUCUGGGUCCAGUGUUCUUCCCCAAACUGUGAGAAGUGGAGGCGGCUUUGUGGGAACAUUGACCCCUCAAUGCUUCCAGAUAAUUGGUCCUGUGAUCAGAAUACAGACUUGAAAUAUAAUCGCUGUGACAUCCCUGAGGAGUCCUGGACAGGGUGUGAGAGUGAUGUGGCUUAUGCCUCCUACAUUCCAGGAUCUAUCAUCUGGGCCAAGCAAUAUGGUUAUCCCUGGUGGCCAGGCAUGGUAGAAUCUGAUCCUGACCUGGGGGAAUAUUUUCUUUUUGCUUCUCAUCUUGAUUCCCUGCCGUCUAAGUACCACGUAACAUUUUUUGGAGAGACAGUUUCUCGUGCUUGGAUCCCAGUCAACAUGCUGAAGAACUUCCAGGAGCUGUCCCUGGAGCUAGCUGGAGUGAAAAAGUGCAGGAACAAGGAUUGCAACCAGAAACUGGGGGCAGCCCUGAUGAUGGCUCAGGAGGCAGAACAAAUCAGUAUUCAGGAACGGGUUAACUUGUUUGGUUUCUGGAGCCGAUACAAUGGAUCUGACAAUAGUCGAGAAGGAAAAGGUAGAAUCGACAUAAUGCUUACUGGGGCUAAUAGCCAAGAUUCCUGCUUGGAGAAAGAAGGGGAAGAGUCAGCGUUGGAGGAGGUGCAGGAGGAGAAAGAAGAGGAAAAAGACUCAACUUUGCCCAGUCCCAAGCCAGCCAAAAUUCAGACAAAAAAAAACAAGGCAAGAGGCAUAGCAGAUGGACGAGAUGGUACCUUGCAAAGGAAGACAACGAAGAGAUUUCUGGGAAAUGAAUCUGCAGCAGCUCCUGUACUCAUAAUGGGAAGGAAAGAAGGACACAGGAAUUCAGAGCCUGACCAGCCAGGCUCUAAGAAAAAAUUUGAAGCUCCCCAAAGCAAACCUGCAGGAACCAGCUUGUCUGAGGAUAAAGAAGCAAGGAUGGAGCCAAAGGGCCCAACCCCACCAGCUCAUCUCGGGGCCUGUCCCAUGGUGGGGAAAGAAGGCUGGCAGUAUCCUCAGGAGGCUGGAAGUGUUGCUCCUAACGAUGAAGCCUCCAGUGACCUGGACCUGGAGCAACUCCUGGAGGAUGUUGGAGAAGAGCCGGAGCAGCUGGAGGAGCCGCAAUGUGGAGAGGACGCUGGGGAGUUCCCCACAGCCUUCUUUGAGGAAUAGCUGUGUGCUCCUGCCUCCUGCUGCUCUCUCAUCCGCUUCCAUAGGAGCAGCAGAGAGAGCCCCUCAGAGGGUCCCUGAGAAGUUGCUAAGUGUGGGUUUGUCGGCUACAGGUCAAUUGGCUAAAGUCACGGCUGUGCAGUUUAUGUGUUAAUAAAACAGGUCAUCAGCUUAA
This is a messenger RNA of Hyaena hyaena (striped hyena), 2427 nucleotides long. RefSeq names its product zinc finger CW-type and PWWP domain containing 1 (gene ZCWPW1). Lineage: Eukaryota; Metazoa; Chordata; Mammalia; Carnivora; Hyaenidae. The record is from RefSeq and is a predicted model, not a curated record. Gene Ontology annotation, molecular function: zinc ion binding. Gene Ontology annotation, cellular component: nucleus. Bases 375 to 2255 code for a protein of 626 amino acids. The transcript has 18 exons.